AUGGCCAAUUCCGUGUCUGUUCCUGUUUCAUUACAUUCGCUGGCUUCUUCUGUUCCAAUCUUUAAUGGGACAAAUUUUUCUAACUGGAAUGAACAAAUUCAGUUUCACCUUGGUGUUCUGGAUCUAGACUUAGCUCUGCGAAUGGAUAAACCGGCUACUAUUACUGAAACCAGCAAUUCGAAACAGCAAGCUUUGUAUAAGUCAUGGGAAAGGUCGAACAGAUUAAGUAUGAUGUUUAUGCGAAUGUGUAAAGCAAAUAAUAUUAAAUCAACACUUCCUCAACUAGAUAACGCAAAGGAAUAUCUUAAGGCAGUGGAAGAUAAAUUUCAUUCGGCUGAUAAGUCCCUUGCAGGAAGGUUGAUGGCUGAACUAACCACAAUGAAAUUUGAUGGCAGAAAAGGAAUGAAUGAACAUGUCCUAGAAAUGUCUAAUCUGGCUGCUAGACUUAAUACUUUGGGAAUGAAUACUUGUACGAGACCAAAUAUUAGUUUUACAGUUGGGAUGCUCGAGAGGUACCAAAGUAAUCCCGGAAUGGAGCAUUGGAAAGCUGCAAAGAAAGUCUUGAGGUACUUAAAAGGAACCAAACACUGUAUGCUCACAAAUAGGAGAACAGAUCAGUUGGAGGUGGUUGGCUACUCUGACUCAAAUUUUGCUGGAUGCGUUGAUAGUCGUAAGUCAACGUAUGACUAUUUGUUCCUGUUAGCUGGAGGAGCAAUAUCAUGGAAAAGCGCCAAACAAACUAUCAUAGCAGCAUCUACUAUGGAAGCUGAAUUUGUGGCGUCCUUUUAG
Messenger RNA from Malania oleifera, 789 nucleotides. RefSeq lists its product as uncharacterized. NCBI's taxonomy places the organism in Eukaryota, Viridiplantae, Streptophyta, Magnoliopsida, Santalales, Ximeniaceae. The record is from RefSeq and is a predicted model, not a curated record. The transcript is spliced from 3 exons. Bases 1 to 789 code for a protein of 262 amino acids.